Molecule: messenger RNA, 1825 nt
Organism: Vespula pensylvanica (western yellowjacket)
Lineage: Eukaryota; Metazoa; Arthropoda; Insecta; Hymenoptera; Vespidae
Gene: Zip88E
Exons: 4
Coding region: 80-1156 (358 amino acids)
Biological process (GO): zinc ion transmembrane transport
Cellular component (GO): plasma membrane
Molecular function (GO): zinc ion transmembrane transporter activity
Source: RefSeq, a predicted model, not a curated record
AAGUAGACGAAGAAGAAUCUUCUGAUUAUAGCGUACAGUUUAUAAGAGACGCUUAAAGGUGCACUUGAACAAAAAAGAAAUGUACGUGACCGCGACACAAGUGAAAAUUGCGUCAAUACUCACCAUCGGCAUCGGGAGUUUUGUCGUGAGUAUUGCGCCAGCGUGUUUCGUUUCACGUGUACGAGAUUUCCAACAGAAGUUAUUUCUCUCCUGUAUACUUUGUUUCGGUGGAGGAGUCUUAUUAGCUACCUCGAUACUUCACAUGCUGCCAGAAGUAAGAGAGUCCCUACCGAAAUACGGAGAACUCGUCAUUUCUUGCGGAUUUCUUUUACUCUAUUUCGUUGACGAAUGUGUUCAUUAUUUUUGGGGUAGCGAUAUCGAUCACUCCACGAACUCGCACGAUCAUGAACACGGAAGCAGAAACAGAAACUUCCAAGAUCGUGGAGAAUAUCGACGCCCCCAUUCUGAACAGUUUGGUUACAACCAAAACGUGAGAAGAGUUUGCCCGAAUGAAACUAAAAUGUCAAUGGCGUAUCAAUCGAAUUUGCAUGAGAAUAAUGAAUAUCCCAACUGGAGAUCAAAUUAUUAUGGAUCGAUGCAAUACGCACCAAACGCGCCUGCCUCCUAUUACAACGAGGAGCUGACAUUUUUAUGUCACGGCUCUCACACGGAACCUUGCUUGGAUACCAAGGUGGGCCCUGCAGGUCUUUUACUAGCACUCACCAUUCAUUCGAUCUUGGAGGGAUUAGCUAUUGGUUUGCAAAAAAAGCCGGCUGAGAUUCUGCUUUUCUUACUGGCCGUGGCAUCUCAUAAGUUUAUCGUUGGAUUUUGUAUGGGUUUGGAAUUAGUGGGUAUGGGUAGUUCCACGUGCAAACUUGCUGUAGCGAGUUUUGUAUUUGCCAUUAGUUCGGUCAUAGGUAUAGGAAUUGGUAUGUUUACGUCAGAGCAAAAUGCAUCAUGGUCUAAAGUAUUGCUACCAAUUUUGCAAGGAUUAGCAGGAGGGACGCUACUUUACGUUACGGUCAGUGAAGUUUUGCCACGAGAAAGAGCAAGAUGGCACAAAAGUUCACGCCGUUCUGCUGGUAUUUUUCAAUUUUUUUCAACUACGACGGGAUUUUUGCUUAUUUUUCUUAUGAAUACUUAUAUUAGCACUUGAACGGAAUAAAAAUUAAAUAGAUUUCGCUGAACAGAGAUUAAACGGGGAUUGUAGAAAUGUUUUUAAACGAAACUUGACGAUACUUAAGGCUGUUCAUCAACCCUAGUUGAUUUUAAUGAACGAUUUUAAUGAACAACGUCUCAUUUUAAAAAUGAAAGUUCAAGCGAGGACACGGUUUUUCGAACUUUUGAGAAAACUUUAUUUUCUUUGAAAAAAAAAGAGAAUUUGUUCAUUAAAAUUGUUCAAGAAUUAUGCGUGAACUCGCUGUUGGCAUAAACGCUAUUUUUUACAUUUUUUUGUGAAAAAAGUUUUGUAGAGUGAUGCACAUUGAACUUUGAGACAAAAGAGAAAAAGUUAUUACCUCCAGUACUGGUAUAUAACUAUAUAAUGGCGUGUGUUUUAUUUCCGUGAAGUAGACGAUUUCUUCAUUGUUUGUAUGCCUAAAGUGGUCAAAUUUUCUGAUCCGUUCAAAACGCAAGGAAACCCGUUUUGACAUACUUAUAUGGAGAAGUCACAGUAACUUACUCUGGCAUUUUAAUGAUAAUUCUAUGGUAAAAAUAAGCAAAUUCGUGUUCAGUUAUUCAUGCUACUUAAUUUUUGAAUAAUUUUAUAAUUGUUUAAACGAUAUAUAAUGUACACGGAAUACAAUAAACUAAUAUUUAAACAACA